Messenger RNA from Triplophysa dalaica, 2339 nucleotides. It is a transcript of the gene nme9, whose product is annotated as NME/NM23 family member 9. Gene Ontology annotation, biological process: UTP biosynthetic process; CTP biosynthetic process; GTP biosynthetic process. The transcript is spliced from 18 exons. The record is from RefSeq and is a predicted model, not a curated record. Bases 8 to 2158 code for a protein of 716 amino acids. Gene Ontology annotation, molecular function: nucleoside diphosphate kinase activity. NCBI's taxonomy places the organism in Eukaryota, Metazoa, Chordata, Actinopteri, Cypriniformes, Nemacheilidae.
UCUGCGCAUGUGCAGAUGUUUGUCCAGAGCAGAAAGUUUUUUUAACCAAAUUACCAACAGCACAAAUAUAACAACUGAUAAUUCAACCACAAACCUCUUCUUAUCGUGUCGUUUUCAAUCAGACAGUGUCAUGGCUGGGAAAAAGAAGGAGAUUAGUUUACAGGUCAAUAUUAAUGACGAUGAACAAUGGGGUGAAGUUGUGGCCACGAAGGGUUUAACAGUGGUGGAUGUGUACCAGAGGUGGUGCGGCCCCUGUCGGGCCGUCGUCAGUCUCUUCAGGAAAAUAAAGAAUGAGUUGGGAGACGAUCUUCUGCAUUUCGCCACGGCCGAGGCGGACGGGAUUGAUGCUCUGGAGAAGUACAGAGGGAAAUGUGAACCCACCUUUCUGUUUUACGCGGGUGAUGAGUUGGUGGCGGUUCUGCGGGGACCAAACGCUCCUCUCCUGCAGAGAACCAUACAGGAAGAACUGAAUAAAGAGAAGAAUGUGCUGGAACACGGAGCUGCGCGCAGACCGGUGAAAGAUGAAGGUUUAGUGGAAGAUGAAGAGUUUAAUGAAGAACACACGGAGGAUGAAGAUGUGUUUGUUCCUGCUGAUAAGUCGUUCACGGUGGCGAUAAUAAAACCAGACGUGGUUGCUCACGGCAGAACUCACGAGAUCAUUAUGAAGAUUCAGGAUGCAGGAUUUGUCAUUUUGGCCAACGAGGAGAAAACUUUGACAGAGGCAGAAGCUCAAGACUUCUAUCAGCACAAAUCCACAGAGUCUUACUUUCAGGAGCUGGUUCGGUUUAUGUCGAGCGGUCCUUCUCAUGUGCUGGUCAUUUGUAAAGCGGACGGUUGUGACGACGUCAUUCCAGCCUGGCGGGAAUUCAUCGGACCACCGGACAUCGAGGUUGCCAAAAGAAAACAACCUGACAGCUUGCGGGCGCAGUUCGGCACCGCGAGCGUUUUCAACGCCCUGCACGGCAGCCGCGACAGAGAGGUGGCCAGCAGGGAGCUGGCAUUCUUCUUCCCGAACUUCAGGAUGGCGAUGGCGGACCCGGGCUCGGAGCAGGCCGGGCCGGAACAGGAGCAUGUGGAGAGGACGCUGGCUCUCAUCCGUCCAGACGCUGCCAGGGAAAACAGAGAGGAGAUCUUGGCCAGGAUUCAUGCCGCAGGUUUCACAGUGGCUAUGCAGAAAGAGGUGAUGCUGUCUGAAGAACAGGUGAGACAGUUUUACAGCUCUCACCAGGACGAAGAAUACUUCCCCAACCUACUGGAGAACAUGACCAGCGGGCCGGUGUUGGCAUUGGCUCUGGUGAAAGAAAGAGGUGUGGAACACUGGAGAAACAUUCUGGGACCCAAAGAUCUCCUCCGGGCUAAAAAUGAAGAACCUGAGUGUUUGCGAGCUCAGUUUUCUUUGGGGAGCUCGAAUAUAAAUCAGCUGCACGGCAGUGGAAGUUCAGAGGAGGCUGAGAGAGAGAUCGGCUUCUUCUUCCCUCCAGAACAAACGCUGGCCGUCAUCAAACCUGACACUCAACAUAAAGAGGUCAUCCUGGACGAGAUUCGAGCCAGAGGAUUCACCGUUUCUCAUCUGAAGGACACGGUUCUGUCCAGAGAGAUGGCAGAAGAAUUUUAUAAAGAACACAGAGAUGAACCCUUCUUUGGCCAGCUAGUGGAUUACAUGGUUCGCGGUCCGUGUACGAUGCUGGUUUUGACUAAAGAGAACGCGGUGGAUGAAUGGAGAGCAGCGAUGGGCCCGACGGAUCCCGGUGAGGCGAGAGAAACAGCCCCGGAGUCUCUGAGAGCUCGCUUCGCCAAAGACAUCUUACAGAACGCCGUCCACGGCUCCUCAAACCCAACACACGCAAACGAAAAGAUCCAUUUCAUCUUUGGAGACAUCAGCUCAGAGAAUGAGCUCAUCCAUGACGGCGUGUCUCCUGCUUUAGAAGCAGAGGAGAGCUUCGCAGAACUCAAAAACCUCCAAACUUCAAGAUCUCCAUCAUUUCAUGAGCUGAGGAAUCAGACAGAAGUCAACACUACAGAUCCAGAAGGCGGUGAUGAAACGACAGAGAGCCAGCAAACAUCACCUGAGAUCACGACCGUCUCAGAUCAGAAAGGAACACCAGAGACGCCCGGAGGCAGCCAACACCACGACACCGGUGAUCCAACAAAUGAAUGAAAUCUGCCGGAUGUUUUUUUAACAUCUCAACUCUUACUGUGGACCUUACACCUGACUGAUUCAUAUGACUACAGUGUAUUUGAAGAUGACAAUAACUACAAAACCUGUUGAAAUAAAUGAUCCUUUUGAAAGUUUGUACUGGAUUCUGAAGGUAGUUUUUCAACCACUGCAAGACUUGUUG